AUGGACAACUUUAAAACAAUCGUCUCCUCCAAAACUCCUAGGCUUAGCAUUACGGGGAUAGAUUUCACUAUUUCAAGAGAUAGAGUUGUGAUUGGUAGUACUGGAACAUUAACACUGACAUGUGAUGUCACUGAAAACGAUGUUCAAACUAUUUACCUUAUUCAGAUACUGCGAGAAACUGUGUCAGGAUCAGGUAUUUUUGAAUCAGUUGUGGAAAUGGAAAACUCUGAAGGUCCUGUAUUAAAAGUAACAAACAACAAAGAUUUUGUUGCUGAAGGCACGUAUGAUGCCAGAAACACAUAUUUGUCAGUGAGCAUGAAUAUAAGUAAGUUGCAGUGCAACGACGCCAAGGCUUACAAAUGUGUAUUGAUAUAUAAAAGUACUACAGUUAGUACUCCAUUGGCAUUGGAAAAGAAUGGUACUUUUUCAGCCUAUGUGUACCCUGAAAUAAGGCAAUUAGACGGGAAGAGAAAUGGUUUUCCAGUGCAGGGAUUGUCAUCUGAUAAUCCAGCAGUAUUUGAUGUUGGUGCUGUUUUGGAACUUUCUUGCACUGCUAAUAUUGGAAGUAAACCAGAAACUAAAAUCAGAUGGCGAAAGACUCCUGAAAUGGGAACAAUGGAUGACUUUAUAGGGUAUCAACCAGAAGCAGGAACAACUGAUGAGGGCACUGCAAUAAGUGACAAUCAGUGUGGUUAUACCCGAGUAGCAACAAUUACAUACAACACCACAGUCAAUGGUGCAAACAGGGCAGAGGACAACAGGCUAGCAUUUGAGUGCUAUGUUUCUGUUAGUGGAAAUCCAUACGGAACAACAUAUAUAACACAAAACAAUCCUAGGUUUUAUGCUGAUGUCAGUGGCAGUGACCAGGCAAACAGAGGAUUGGAAUCCCAUCACGGUAUCUGUCCCGUCAUGAUCCGAAAAGUUUAUAAACAAACUCCUACACACUCGUAUACUGUGUAUACACUAUCUGGGGGUGCACCCAACAAACCUGAAAAACGGCAAGCAUUAUUUUUGAAAGCCUACAAUUCAGAUCUCAGAGCUUUCUUAAAGAACUUUUCUGCUCGCUACUUUCGCAAACUUGGUAUCAGUGGUUUUAUGUGA
Molecule: messenger RNA, 1101 nt
Organism: Mercenaria mercenaria
Lineage: Eukaryota; Metazoa; Mollusca; Bivalvia; Venerida; Veneridae
Exons: 5
Coding region: 1-1101 (366 amino acids)
Source: RefSeq, a predicted model, not a curated record